AACCCGCCAAGCACGCACGCGCACGCGCACGCUCAUGAGAAGCUUGCCGCUGAUCGACUAGCUAGAGCAGGUGCCUGGCAUGGAGGACACGACGGCGACGCUGGCGACGGAGCUGGACGGGCUGCUGGCCAUGGCGAGGGAGCUGGAGGAGAGGGUGGACGGCGACCAGGGCGCGCCGGGCGCCGCCAGGGAGCUCUGCGCCGAGCUGGCCGCGUCCGUCGACCGUGCCGUGCGCCUCGCUGGGAGCGGCCCGCGCGGACGCAAUGCCGGCGGCAGGGCGAGAGUGAACGGCCAGCACAGGGGCGGCAGGAAGGCGGGGGCGGUCAGGGCGCAGGUGCGGGUGGCGUCGAUGCAGGACCUGGGGUCGCUCGACGACGGGCUCAGCUGGCGGAAGUACGGCCAGAAGGACAUCCUCGGCGCACCGUACCCGCGGGCCUACUUCCGGUGCACGCACCGGCACUCGCAGGGCUGCCAGGCCACCAAGCAGGUGCAGCGCGCCGCCGCCGACCCGCUGCUCUUCGACGUCGUCUACCACGGCGCGCACACCUGCGCCCAGGCCACCGCUGUCCUCGUCGGCACAGAUCAGCAGCCGCCUGCUUCCUUGGGCCAGGAACAGCAGCAGCAACAGAGCUCGCCGGCUGAGGCGUCGGAAGGGAUGCAGUGGCCGGCAGAGCCCUUCACGCCGCCCUCGUUCCCCUCCUCGCCGGCCGGCUGCUACACGCCGGGGAACUCCUGGUGCCAGCUUGCCGGCAACUACGGCUACGCCGCCGGAGGCGGCCUCGGGGCUGACAUGGACUUCGACGAGCUGUUCUGGAAUAUGUAGUUUUUCUAACCGGAGUUUCAGAAGAUUGUAGGCGCCGUGUCCACUAUCCUACUGUAUUCCCACUAGUACUUAGAUUCAGACUC
Molecule: messenger RNA, 906 nt
Organism: Triticum dicoccoides
Lineage: Eukaryota; Viridiplantae; Streptophyta; Magnoliopsida; Poales; Poaceae
Product: WRKY transcription factor WRKY24-like
Exons: 1
Coding region: 80-823 (247 amino acids)
Biological process (GO): regulation of DNA-templated transcription
Cellular component (GO): nucleus
Molecular function (GO): transcription cis-regulatory region binding; DNA-binding transcription factor activity
Source: RefSeq, a predicted model, not a curated record